CACAAGGAUGCUGACUCCUCACGCAAGAGAAGUACAGCUCAUGAUGAUAGGUGUAGAUAUGAGAACGUCCGUGUUAGCACUCAUAAACUCCAACUUGAAUAGAGACAUAAAGCCACAAUUAGGUCGAGCUCUUUUUCAGUGAGAAAUGCAUGUGAACAAGGCCCAAGAUGGUCCCCGGCGGUGGUCGCCAGCUCGACCGCGGCCAGUCCUGGCCCAUCAACGUCAACCCCGGCACUACCGGUGGCCGCGUCAGGGCUCGCACCGGCUGUUCGUUCGACGGCAACGGCAACGGGCACUGCCAGACCGGUGACUGCGGUGGUAAACUUGCCUGCACGGCCUACGGCAGCCCGCCCAACACCCUCGCCGAGUUCGCCCUCAACCAGUUCCAGAACCUCGACUUCAUCGACAUCUCCCUCGUCGACGGCUUCAACGUGCCGAUGGACUUCAGCCCGACCUCGGGCUGCAGCAGGGGGAUCCGGUGCACGGCCGACAUCGUCGGGCAGUGCCCCAACGAGCUCAAAGCUCCCGGCGGUUGCAACAACCCGUGCACCGUCUUCAAGACUAAUGAGUAUUGCUGCAACUCCGGGAGCUGCGGACCGACCAACUAUUCCAGGUUCUUUAAGGAGAGAUGCCCGGAUGCGUACAGUUACCCCAAGGACGACCAGACCAGCACCUUCACUUGCCCCGGGGGGACCAACUACAAGGUUACCUUCUGCCCUUGAGGUCCUGCGUUCGCCCAUGCAAGCGAGGUUUCAAGCAUAUUAGACUCCUUGGAGCUGGUAAACUACUAAAUAAAGUGGACGUAAACAGGCUCACGAGCUGCUCUGUAGGCCUCUGAGAUUUGAAAUAAUUGAAUAAUAAAAGAAUGCAGCACUUAAGGUGCCGCCGUACUCUUAAACAGCACGUGACGGCUGUCGCACCCUGUUGCAUGCAUGUUUCACACAA
Messenger RNA from Elaeis guineensis (African oil palm), 945 nucleotides. RefSeq names its product thaumatin-like protein. Lineage: Eukaryota; Viridiplantae; Streptophyta; Magnoliopsida; Arecales; Arecaceae. The record is from RefSeq and is a predicted model, not a curated record.